AUGUCAGGGCUUUUUCCUCAUGGAGUCAGAGAUCUCAAAAUCUCUGCCCCAACCAACGUGGACCAAACUGCAUCAUCUCUCCGAUGCAAGGUGAUACUCGUGGCCAAAUUUGAUUUUGCCGCGGAAACUAACGAAGAGCUCUCUGUAAAGAAAGGAGACGUGUUGAAGCUUCUCGACCGCUUCUCGAAUGGGUGGGUUUUGGUCGAGUUCAUCGACAAAAUCGCGUCGCCCGGUUUGGUGCCUGCCUUGUACGUGGACAUUGCCGUUAAUGACCCCAUCAAUCCGGUCACUCUUCUGUGGCUCCACGAAAUGGGCAUGAAUUCGUCCGAUGCAUCCAAGACGUUCAAUGACGUUCAGGUUCAGAUGCUCCUUGAGAACAAUUCGCCAUUUUCGAUCAACAACAAGCUUUACCCAUUGUCAGCCACUGUGUCCAACUAUCUCAUGUAUGAAAACAGAUUUUGGUACCGUGUGGAUGUCACGUACAGCCUGGGCGAGCAGGGAUAUCUCUGCAGAUACUACCUGGACUUUUAUGACUUACAUCUUUCGUUAUUAGAUCACGUGAACACCCUGAAAGACGCCCCGCAGCAGACCGGUUCGAAGCUACCCAAGUUACCCGAGCCCGUGCCGAGCCAGAAGCGCAAUUCAAUUGAACAGAAGGAGUUAUUCACUCGCAGGUGCCGCGAAUUGAGUGCGUACAUGCACGAGCUCACUUCGACCAAGAGGCUCCAGGUUUGCCCUACGUUGGUCAACUGGCUUGAAGUGGGGUUCAAGAAUUUGCCCGGUUUUGUUGCAGACGACACUCCCCCGGAUGGCGAGGACAUUAACCAGCGCAUCUUGCCAGGAUCUGUGAUUUUGGCCUCCAAAACGAUGGCUCCAGCCGUGGCAGAACAGCCUAAAGACGACUCCUUGGAGAAAGUGAAGUUUAUGGCACCAUCCAAAGAUACGCCGCAGUUGAACAAGCCCAAAAACGUGUACAACCACUACCAGCAGGCUGCCAAUGCCAAAAUCAAUAUUGCUCGGUCGUUGUCGACAUCAGAGGGCAGGUAUCCCACCAGAAACGGCUCCAAAUUGGAGCGGGCCCGCACCGUAAGCACUGGCAACCACACACCCAAGAAAAACCCACUGGAUUUGGGACAUGCUCCCAUGACCCCAACACCACACAAGUCCCAGAGUCUCAAGUACACGUCCCCCGGCCAGCCGGCGUCUCCGCAAAUGAAGCCCAAGCAGCGGUAUCCUGCCGAAAUGCUGCAGAUGAACGGCUUGCUGCAGAAAUUGGUGUCUCCGGCCACUUCGCUGGGUUCCGGCAUUUCCGACGGCGAUUCCGAGCACCCGACCGGCUUGAAGACGCCUAUGUCCCACCACGGCACGCCAAGAUCGGCAGCCGAGCCGGUCUUUGCACCCCGGAAAGCAUCUUUUGCCAGAUGUGAGAUCAAAACACAGACAAAUGACCAGGUCGUGGUGCGCGUGAACAUCGCAGAAACGCCAACAGUGGCAUCCUUCAAAAACGCAAUCUAUCUGAAGAUAGCGUACAACAAUCUCUACAUCCGCUUAAAGGAAAACGGAGCGUAUGAGGAAAUCGACUCGCCUGGUUCGGACGUCAUGGAGACAAUCUUGCAGUCAGACACCGUUUUCUUGCUCAUCACGUGA
This is a messenger RNA of Metschnikowia bicuspidata var. bicuspidata NRRL YB-4993, 1647 nucleotides long. RefSeq lists its product as uncharacterized. Gene Ontology annotation, molecular function: protein binding; phosphatidylinositol binding. The record is from RefSeq and is a predicted model, not a curated record. Gene Ontology annotation, biological process: conjugation with cellular fusion. The transcript has 2 exons. NCBI's taxonomy places the organism in Eukaryota, Fungi, Ascomycota, Pichiomycetes, Serinales, Metschnikowiaceae. Gene Ontology annotation, cellular component: mating projection tip. Bases 1 to 1647 code for a protein of 548 amino acids.